UAGAAGAAGAAGGUGACGUGGAAGUAGCGCAGGAUAAUAAACAAACAGAUCCCACAGUGAAGUCCGGGGUCUGAUCCGGGGUGCAAUAUGGAGAGUCCGCCGGAGCUAAGUUUUACUUUGGCCUAUAUAGUAUUCUGUCUAUGCUUCGUCUUCACCCCCACAGAGUUCAGGUCCGCCGGGAUCACCGUUCAGAACCUGUUCGGCUCCUGGCUCGGCAGCGAGGAUUUGGGCUUCACCCAGUACCACGUCCGCAGGACCAGCGUCACCGUGCUGGUCCACAGCGCCCUGCCUCUGGGUUACUACUUGGGCAUGUGUCUCGCCGCUCCUGACAAAAACCUUCUUUAUGUCCACCAGGUGAGUGACGGGUGGAGGACCUUCCUCCUCGUCUCUCUCGGCCUCCAGCUGCUCGGCUGGAUGCUUGUCGUCUAUUGGUCCAGACGCAAUUGGACCUACCAUCCAAUCAGCCGGGCCCUGCAGGCCCACGUCCAGCCCCCCCACUCCAACUGGGGCUCUGUGGCCUCCAGCAUCAACACCGAGUUCAGACGCAUCGACAAGUUCGCUACAGGAGCUCCUGGAGCACGAGUAAUCAUCACCGACACCUGGGUGCUGAAGGUGACCACCUAUCACGUCUACAUCGCCCUGCAGUCUGAGUGUCAUGUAACCGUCACAGAGUCCAGACAGCAUCAGCUGAGUCCAGACUCCACCUCCCCGACACAGAUCCUCACCCUAAGAGUGGAAAGCAUCAACCCUGCAGCCAGAGCCUUCCACAUCAGUCUGAACUCCACAGAGUACUCGGAGCUCAGAGAGAAGCUUCACGCUCCCAUCAGGAGCUCAGCUAAUGUGGUGAUCCAUCAGACCAUCAGUGAACUCUUCCUGGACACCUUCAGGGCUCAGGUGGACCUCAACCCCCCCUACACCCUGCCCAGUGGACAGGAUCUGGAGCCGUGUAUCGGCUGUAUGCAGGUUCCUGCUAACAGCAAGCUGGUCACACUCUGCCACACUGAAGAGUCGGAAGGGGACUCGGACUGUCAGAGGUGUUUCUGCAGACCCAUGUGGUGUCUGUCCUGUCUGGGUCGGUGGUUUGCGAGUCGUCAGGACCAGCAGAGACCUGAGACCUGGCUGUCCAGUCAAGUCCCAUGUCCCACCUGCAGAGCCCGGUUCUGUAUCCUGGACGUGUGUGUGGUCCGCUGACACACUGAACACACUGUGUCUGUGGAGGGGAAGGGGGAUUCAAACUACAGACCAACUGAGGACGGGGACUGGACUUUAUCAACCCCUCCCCCAGAAUGACAGCUGUCAGUCAGGAGUCUGUGUAACAUUUAUACAGUUGAUAUUAAAUCUGAAUGCAGGAUUUAUAAAGUGUGUUUAGAGUUAAACUAUGGUCUGUAUUCAGUUUAUUUACAGACUGUUUGUUACCUGUGCUCUUUAAUGGAGCUUCAGGCAACUCUUCACCUGACGAGCUGAAAGCUAAAGUUAGCCAGCUAGAAGCACAAGAAUGUAAACAAAGGAAGCUUGAUGGGACUCGUCACCUCACAUGGAUGUUUCUGAGGACCUAUCAGAGCUCACCUGAGAGAGUGUGUUUGACCUUCAGACGCUGAGAGGAUCAAACACGAUGACCACAUUUCAUUUAAAAAAAACUCUAAACCUAAAAAUAACCGAACAGGUACGAGUCCCGACCUCGACCCUUUUCUCUCUAUCCUCCCCCACAUCUCCUGUGGAUCCUUACCUGUCCUUUCAAUAAAGGUGAACAUAUUUCAAACCAAACAAAA
Labrus mixtus (cuckoo wrasse) is the source of this 1769-nucleotide messenger RNA. RefSeq names its product transmembrane protein 129, E3 ubiquitin protein ligase (gene tmem129). Gene Ontology annotation, biological process: protein ubiquitination. The record is from RefSeq and is a predicted model, not a curated record. Lineage: Eukaryota; Metazoa; Chordata; Actinopteri; Labriformes; Labridae. Gene Ontology annotation, cellular component: membrane; endoplasmic reticulum. The transcript has 7 exons. Gene Ontology annotation, molecular function: ubiquitin protein ligase activity. Bases 88 to 1191 code for a protein of 367 amino acids.